Saprolegnia diclina VS20 is the source of this 641-nucleotide messenger RNA. RefSeq lists its product as hypothetical. Bases 77 to 541 code for a protein of 154 amino acids. NCBI's taxonomy places the organism in Eukaryota, Oomycota, Saprolegniomycetes, Saprolegniales, Saprolegniaceae. The transcript has a single exon. The record is from RefSeq and is a predicted model, not a curated record.
CUUUUAUGCAUCGCUGCGGCCGUCAGUUGCCAGAACCAUUUCCCGAUUCGCCCACUUCACCAAAGUGCACACCGCCAUGGGCAUCAACCUCAAGAAGAUCUUCCGUCACGACGUCGACGAGCAAAAGCCCAAGGGCAAGCUCUUUGGCCGCAAGAAGGCCCUCUCGGUCCCGAUGGACCACGACGAGACGGCGAGCGAGAGUGAAAUGAGCCCCCGCGUGCCGCACAAGUCCAACUCGUUCUCCGACUCGUCGGACGACGACAUUGACACCAAGCUGCGUCUCUUCAAGGAGCUCUUGAUCCAACACGACAUUCUUGUCCACGGCGACCAAAACAAGUUUGUGCGCAAGCUCAACACGCUCAUGAAGAAGCACCACCCGGUGGUCGAGAUCCCCGACUGCUACAAGGAGACCCGCGCGACGUCCGCACUCGUGUCGGGCAAGAUGAUCCCGAUGACGAUGCACAUGGUGCGCAACAAGCGCCGCCCGCGCUGGAACGAGUACCCGCUGCGUCCGAUCACGGAGAGCAAGAAGGAAGAGUAGACGCGAUCGUAGUGUUAGUCAUAGUAUUUAUUAUUAUUCUCUCGCUUGGCCGCCGACCGCGGUCAUCGUAAGAAACCAUACUUAUUCCCCGAGUGCUUCA